Molecule: messenger RNA, 921 nt
Organism: Linderina pennispora
Lineage: Eukaryota; Fungi; Kickxellomycota; Kickxellomycetes; Kickxellales; Kickxellaceae
Product: transmembrane receptor
Exons: 1
Biological process (GO): retrograde transport, endosome to Golgi
Cellular component (GO): membrane; Golgi apparatus
Source: RefSeq, a predicted model, not a curated record
UAUCUAAUCAAUGCCACCGGAUACUACUGCGUGGAUGCAGCCAGCACCCACGACUUCACGGCCCGCGCCGACUGGACCAAUGCCCACGGGCAGCUGCCGGCGGGCGAAUACCCGAAGGUGCAUGUGUAUGCGGUGCUGAUGGGCGCGUAUAUUCUGAUUGCCUUGGUGUGGGCGUUUAUGUCGUGGCGCGUGUGGAGCGAAGUUUUGCCAGUGCAGAACCGGCUGUUUGCACUGGUGUGUCUGAUGGCGGUGGAUAUGGGCCUGAACUUUGGCUUCUGGCAGCACUACAAUGCCCAUGGGGCGCCGUCGCUGGCGUACUCGGUCGCGCUGGUGGUGGUGGAUGCGGGCCGCAACAGCCUGUCGUUCUUCAUGCUGCUGGUGGUAGCGCUGGGGUGGGGGGUGGUGCGGCCGUCGCUGGGCAAGGCUAUGAUCCGGUGCACCCUGCUGGCUGGCGCCCACUUUGGCGCCGGGUGUCUGUACGGAGCCGGGAUUGUGUUCCGUGACCCGCACGACGCGGGUCCACUGGGGCUGGUGUAUGUGGUGCCGCUGUCAUUCACCAUGACUCUGUUCUACGUGUGGACGCUGAGCGCAAUCAUCGCCACCACGCAUAUGCUGAUCGACCGCCAGCAGUCAUACAAGCUGGCCAUGUACAACCGGCUGUGGCGGCUGCUGAUGCUGUCGCUGAUUCUGCUGUUUGUGUACUUCGUGUUGAACGUCAUGUAUACCGUGUUUUAUUCGCGCCCGGAGCUGGCUGACCGCACAUGGAAGUGGCGGUGGUUCUGGACUGACGGCUGGCUCAACCUCGAGUACUUCGCCGUGCUGGCCACCAUUCUGUUCUGGUGGCGCCCCACCACCCAAAACUACCGCUUUGGCCUCGAGGAGCUGGCGGGCGACGAGGAAGAGGCUAUGCAGCGCGACCAG